Messenger RNA from Ahaetulla prasina, 4914 nucleotides. It is a transcript of the gene CLIP4, whose product is annotated as CAP-Gly domain containing linker protein family member 4. Gene Ontology annotation, molecular function: microtubule plus-end binding. Gene Ontology annotation, biological process: cytoplasmic microtubule organization. The record is from RefSeq and is a predicted model, not a curated record. Lineage: Eukaryota; Metazoa; Chordata; Lepidosauria; Squamata; Colubridae. The transcript is spliced from 17 exons. Bases 216 to 2531 code for a protein of 771 amino acids. Gene Ontology annotation, cellular component: microtubule plus-end; nucleus; cytoplasm.
UUCAUAUGGAAGUAUGAAUGCAGUCGAUGCUAGAUCUGUGCGAGUGCAAUGUCCGAAUGCGAGGCGACAUUGGUAGAGGGAAAAAGCCCUGGAUGCUGCUGCUGAAUGCCGUUAGCCAUUCUGAGUGCAUUCCUGUGGUACACUUUUAGAUCGCGUGUGAGCGUGAACCAAAUGGACUUAGCAGUCUUUGGCAGCCAAAGGUGGCUUUCUAAAAGAUGACCAUAGAGGAACUUCCUGACCCUUCUGAAGAAGAAGUUUCAUUGAGUAUAAGACACCAGUAUUUUAUCUCUGGCUCCGAAGAUUCAAUUACACAUUCAGUCUCUGCUGCACCAAUGCCUUCAGAAUAUGGCCAGCCCCGCUUGGUGAAAAAAGAAGGUCUUGAGCUCACGCUUAAAGGUCCGAAGAUCAGGGAGAAGACGGAGUCCCACCGGCAGCUCGUUCCACAAGGCUGGGGACCCCAAAGAGAACGCUCUUCCCCUGGGGGCCGCCAGCUGACAUUGGUUGGCCGACGGCACCCUAAGGAGGCCCUCCCUGCGAGAGCGCAUUGGACGCACCGGACGAUGGGAGAGUUCUCUUUUUUCGAUCCAAAUGAUGCAGCAUGCCAGGAAAUCCUUUUCAAUCCCAAAACUUCUGUAUCUGAAUUAUUUGCUAUCUUAAGACAGUGGGUUCCCCAAGUUCAGCAAAACAUUGGUGUGAUAGGAAAUGAGAUCAUUAAGAGAGGCUGUAACGUGAAUGACAGAGAUGGCUUGACUGACAUGACUCUCUUGCACUACACUUGCAAGUCAGGAGCUCAUGGAAUUGGGGAUGUGAAAACAGCAGCAAAAUUUGCUUCUCAACUUAUUGAGUUGGGUGCAGAUAUCAGUUUGAGGAGUCGCUGGACAAAUAUGAAUGCUCUCCACUAUGCUUCCUAUUUUGAUGUUCCAGAACUCAUUACUAUCAUUUUGAAAAAUGCAAAACCAAAAGAUGUUGAUGCCACUUGCAGUGACUUUGAUUUUGGAACUGCCUUGCAUAUUGCUGCCUUCAACUUAUGUACUGGAGCUGCAAAGUGUCUACUGGAACAUGGCGCUAACCCUGCUUUUAAGAAUGACAAAGGGCAGACACCAGCUGAUGUGGUUCCUGAUCCAGUAGAUAUGCCAUUGGAAAUGGCUGAUGCAGCAGCCAGCGCUAAAGAAAUCAAACAGAUGCUUUUAGAUGCGGUACCUCUGGUUUGCAACCUUUCCAAUAUAAUGCUUCCAAAUUAUGAUAAUAUCACUGGAAAAGACAUGCUUGAAUCACUUGGUCUAAAACUGGGAGAUCGAGUUGUCAUUGCAGGACAGAAGAUUGGCAUAUUACGAUUUUGUGGCAUGACAGAAUUCGCCAGUGGGCAGUGGGCUGGUAUAGAAUUGGAUGAACCUGAUGGCAAAAACAAUGGUACUGUUGGAAAAGUGCAGUACUUCAAGUGUGCCCCAAAACAUGGUAUCUUUGCACCACUCUCUAAAAUAAGUAAAAUUUCUGGACACAAAAAAAGUACAAAAGCUGUCUCACGACCGUCAUCUAUAAUCAAAUCCAAGAAAAUUGAUGUAACCCACAUAACCUCUAAAGUGAAUUCUGGCUUAUCAAGAAAAGAUGGUACUUCCAAUUCCACGUUUGUAGGCAGUGAAGAAGUAACGAAAACUGAAUCAGGUAAACAAGCAAAUUACCUUGGAUUCAGUAGCUCAUCAUCCUCAACUGUAUCGUUAGAUAGCAAGGUGAAUUGUCCCAAGAAAAGCAAUUCCACAAGUAAUAAGAAGAAGGAAAACAUAAAAGACCACCCAAAUUCAUCCAAAUCUAUGGCUGAAGGAAAUAAUACUUUUCUAUCUGGAAAGCAAAAUGCAUUUGAUGAAGGGGAAAUUCAGAUUGGAGAACGAGUUCUGGUGGUCGGACAAAGAACUGGAAUAGUUAGAUUUUAUGGGACAACCAAGUUUGCACCUGGGCUUUGGUUUGGCAUAGAACUGGAUAAACCUCGUGGCAAGAAUGAUGGUUCAGUUGCAGGAAUACAGUACUUCAGAUGCCCCCCCAGAUAUGGUGUUUUUGCACCACCAUCUAGAGUACAAAAGUUAACAGGAUCACUAGAAUCUCUCACAGAUACUUCAAGUAAAAUGAAUCAUUCUUUCCCUGGUUUCCAACGAAGUUUUAGUACAACCUCUGCAGCUUCACAAAAAGAAAUAAACAGGAGAAAUUUCUUUGUCAAAUCAAAAAAUCCUUCUUUGCGUCGUAGUUGGAGCAACACUACUACUACAAGCACAGACGCUCCAGUUAAAUUACACGAAGGCUCUCAGGUCCUCCUGACCAGCUCCAGUGAGAUGGGCACAAUUCGCUACAUUGGGCCCACCAAUUUUGCUCCAGGCAUUUGGCUUGGCUUGGAACUUCGGAGUGCCAAGGGCAAGAAUGAUGGCUCUGUGGGUGAAAAGCGAUAUUUCACUUGCAAGCCAAAAUAUGGAGUCUUGGUGCGUCCAAGUCGAGUAACUUAUCGUGGGAUUAAUGGAGUGAAACUUGUUGAUGACAUCUGUUGAAGAACAUCGUUUCAGUUAAGAUGAGGAUCUCACAAAAACAGAUGAGGAAAACUUUUACCUGCAUGGAACCCUAUCUUUACUUAACAUCCUAAAGCUUCGUGGCUCUAAGAUGUUCACAGUUUGGAAGUGUGCAGUGACUGAAGAAUGAGAUCUUAGUAACUUUCACUAUAAAACAUUUCUUGCUUGAAUACUUCUUGUAUUAGAAACAUCUUGGAUUUGAGCUGCUCUGUUACUCCAAUAAUAACCAUUAUUCAAACUAACUUCAUUUUGACAGGCUUUGUCUCUUCAAAAUGAGCUUUUCAACCUAUAUGUUAGUGAAGCUAUAAUGCAUCAAGAGAUCAUACAGCUUGUUCAAUAACUGUUUAAACUGCUUUCUCUAGAAAAAAACAAUAAGGAAGAAAAGCAACAGAGAAAGAACUGAACUCUGGGAAGCUGUUAGCUUUAGACAGUUCCCUGAAAGCACAAAAUGAUCUGUUUAAAAAAAACUGAAAAGCAGAAUUUGCUUGUUUGACAUGACAUGAAAGCUAAAAAAUGGAUAUUUUCAGGUUUCCAGCAAAAGCACUUUUAAAUUGUAUGUGUGCAUGGGGACGCUUAAAAAAAAUGCCAGAAGCACUUUAAAAAAAAAGCCUUUGGGACAUUUGGGUGCACUUUUAUUUCCCCUGAAGUAUUUUCUAUGAUCCUUUGGAUAAUCCAUUUGGUAAGUUGAGGCCUGUAGCAUUGUACCAGUUGUAUGUGUCCCAAGCACUAUAUCCAGAAGAGGCUAGGAGAUCAAUAAGUGUUAAGAUCUUGAAGAAAUAGAUGCUUGUAUAUACAACUCCUCCUGCUUCAGAAAACAUGCACCUUCUUGCUAUGGCAGGUGGGAAGAAAGUCACUUGGUGUGUGUUAUCAUUCUCACCUUCAAUUCUCCAGGAUGAUUUGAUCAUGAUUGCCUUUUGAGAACUGAAAUUGCAAAAACUUUGUGGAUGGUUUGCUGUCUUUUCACGUGUUUCUUUGACUAUUGCAGGCGCUAGGCUGUUUCACAGCCAAUACAUCAAGCCAGAGGAGAAUUCAGCUGAACAGAUGUUGAGUACUUAGCCUGCAGGCCAACAGAAGCCAACAUGGAUGCCAAAAAAUUAUGUGCAAAUCUAUAGUUUGCUACCUGCAUCCAAAAUACAUUUUUAAAAAGUAUUAUAUAUAUAAAUGAAAAGCCAAAGAAACCAGCAAAUGAUUUAUUUCUUCUUAAUGAAGCAUCUUGUCAAACUGCACUUAAAACCGCAACAAUUUAAAGCAUCAUUAAGGACUUUGGCAAGAUUUAUUUACUCUGUAUAAACCAUUUAAUGAUAAAAUGAUAUUUUCAGCUUUCCUAGAAGAAAUUUUCCUGAUCUAUAUUUCUCAUGAUCCAGCAAUACUGUUACUCUCGUUAAUGAAUACUUUUGACUAAGGAGACUAGUUACAUGAUAUGACUAUAAGCUUAUUUUUAGUUGUAAGAUCAUGCAAAAAGUAGUUAAUGAAUUUAAGGCUGAAGUUGCACCUUGAUGCUUGAUACUUCCUAAUCCAACAUUAGCUUUCUUGAUAGUUAAAUUUUAUUUUGUUAUUUAUAUUGAUAGAAAGGGUUGUUACUAAGCAUGGUUGUGCAAAACCUUUGAAAGAGGUGUUUAAUGUACAUGGGAGUGUGUGCAAAGCUCCUCUCUUCUAAUCAGCUAAAUCCUUUUCAAAGCUCAUGGAGUUCAUAUGCUUUUUGAGGUUCAAGAGUGUGGAACAAGUUACUAUAUUAAUCAUAAAGCCUAGGAAAGAAGCAGCUGCCUUAUGAUUCCAAAAGCGAUGCCGCCACCAGUAAUACAAAAUAAAGCAGAUGUUUAAAAAUUCCAUUUAUGUCUGUAAAACCUGAAAUCUCAAAGAAACUCAAGAGCAACAAUGUAAUCACUGAUAUGCUCCUUGAUACUCAUUAGGCAAUUCACCCCACUUGAAUUCAAAGAUUCUUUUAGUCAAGCACAAUAAAUGGCAAUCUAACAUGCCACAAAACACCAGCCUCAUACAUUAUCUGUAUUUCCAACAGUGCCUUUGGGCUCCAUAGAGAUCCAGCAUAGUUCAGGGCUUCAUUUACCUUCAGGUAAAGUCUUCAUCGUGACCAGUCCCAUGGUCGCAUCUGUUUUAUAAUAUGCCCAAAACAUGCUCUCAAAGUUCCACGUUCCAAAGUUCUCGCUGAGCAUCUCCUCUAUGAAAAAACCUUGUUAAUGAUUUAAUUGGUCCAUAGAUACCUUGAUGUUGAACAUAAAAGUAUUAUACAUUCCUUGUAUACUGUAUCUUUUGCAUUAUAUUUCUCUUUCACCCUCUUCGUAUUUGACUAAUGAAGCCUCCAGGGAAAUGCUUAAUAUAAUUAAAGAGUAAAAAUGUAUUGAUACUU